This is a messenger RNA of Podarcis raffonei (Aeolian wall lizard), 4193 nucleotides long. It is a transcript of the gene GJD4, whose product is annotated as gap junction protein delta 4. Bases 766 to 2007 code for a protein of 413 amino acids. Lineage: Eukaryota; Metazoa; Chordata; Lepidosauria; Squamata; Lacertidae. The record is from RefSeq and is a predicted model, not a curated record. Gene Ontology annotation, biological process: cell communication. Gene Ontology annotation, cellular component: connexin complex. The transcript has 2 exons.
UACUGUAUAUUAUGAGAGCACCUCUGCGGAAGGCAUUCCGCACAGACACACUUUUGCCACCACCUCUCAGCGUUCGUGCUUUUAAAGACCAGGCCGCCCAACACUGGGGGAGCAAGGCAGGUUUCAUGUCCCCAAGUUCAGGGCUUUGUUGCCCCACAGGAAUAAAUUUCCUGUUCAUUUACUGAGGAGAGUGAAAUAGGAAUGUGCAGAGACACCACUGAUUUCCGUUGGUGACGCUACCGUGUGACCAUCUUUUGGAAGCUGGAUUUUAUUUCUCGUUUCAUAUGGCGCUUCUGUAGAGGAAAAUGCCAUUCGCAGACAUAACACUUGAUGUUUCAGUAUCCUCUUUCCUCACGUUAUCCAUUUUUAUCACUUGUCGGGGGAGAAACAAAGCCGCUUCUAUUAUUUCUUCCACUGCUUGAUUUCUCUUUCACCACUGAACUAUCCCAGCAAUUUCAGGAGGCUGGAAUGCCCCGGGAGAGUAAGAAUAGCCGACAAUGGCAGAGAUAAUUCCUGUUGCCUUUUGUCUUCUUGCAGUUGUCGGGGCAGAGGUAAGAGCAAUCAAUAGGACUGUGAAGUUGUGGUAUUUAGCUGGGUCUCCUAAGGAAGGCUCGUUUCUCUCUGCAGAGGAUUUUGUUACUCCUGUUCCUGGCCAGCUCUCGAAUGUUUUUUGCCCUCUCUGUUUAGAUCGCCGUGGUUUUUGAAAAUGCUCAAUUUUUUCGUAUUCCUUCAGUAAGUGGGGGAUCCCUGCAACUGAGUUCAGACAUGGAAUGUUGGGAUUCAGUCGGCUUUUUAAUCAUUGCUGUAAGCUACAAUGUGACGAUUAUUGGGAAGAUUUGGUUAACUCUUGUGAUCCUGCUGCGAUUUAUGGUGAUAUUCUUAGCAGCCUACCCUCUCUACCAAGACGAGCAGGAACGCUUUGUCUGCAACACUUUACAGCCAGGGUGCUCCAAUGUGUGUUAUGACAUUUUUGCUCCCGUGUCCCACUUUCGCUUCUGGCUCAUUCAGACUGUGUCCGUCUUGCUCCCUUACGCCAUCUUUGGCGUCUACGUAUUGCACAAAGUGUGCAGGCAGGUUGUGAAGGCACAUUCCGCAGCCUACCGUCGCUACAAAGAGAUCAAACCUUCGGCGGGCGGCAAAGUGGCAAAGAAAUCGUCCAAAGGGAAAAGGAGCAGAGUCACCCAUACAGGAAAUGAAAUGGCUGUUCCUGAUUUUUCCAGGGCGUAUGCAGUUCACCUUCUUCUGAGAAUAGUGACAGAGGCCAGUUUUGGAGUGGGGCACUAUUACCUCUUUGGAUUCUUUGUCCCAAGACGUUUCUCCUGCAACCAAGCCCCUUGUUCAAGUUACGUGGACUGCUACAUCUCCAGGCCCACAGAAAAAUCCAUCAUGAUGCUUUUCAUCUGGGGGCUCAGCAGCCUCUCAUUCUUCCUCAGCCUUGUUGACCUGGGCUUUGCCUUCCGAACCAAUGCUGUGAGGAGUCGGAGAAGGAAGCUGCUGUCAGAAAGUUUCACGGCCGGAGAAAAAUGCAGUCCUGGCCUGCUGCACCAAGGGGACAAGCUAAGCAACGAUUUGCUGGGGGGCCAAGGCAACACAGCCGUCAUUGACAACUGCAGCAACUGUUUGCUUGGCCGAGAGGUGAAGGAAGUGUGCUCCUUUCAAGCUGUGUUCAAUCCUCAGCAAAAAAAUGGCCCUAACCUCAACAGCAGCAACAGUAGCAACAAAUCGUGUGUUGGAUCUGCCCACCAAGAGGGAAAAGGGGUGUCUUUCCAUGACAGUGAGCAGCCAGAGAUCUCCUGUGAGCAAUUGAGAUUUGAGCAGCCGCCAGGCGUACUCAAAGGAGCGUUGGUUUUUAAAACCCUGGACGGGUGCCGUUAUGGAGCCCAUUCGCCUGCAAGUAGCCACAAGCCCUCGGUUCAUUAUUCUUCCCUUGAGAGAAAGGCUUCGGAUGUCCAAUCUGUCUGCAGCAGUGCUGGCUGCUCCAGAUCCAAAAAAUCCGAAUGGGUGUAAAAUGUCAGAAUAGAAUGGCAGAAAAGCUACUACCAAAUACUGCCAAUCUAAAGAACAGUGUAGGAAUAGUCUCCUUGGUUGAAUUGCCGUUCUGUGCAUGCAUCUAGAUGGUUUGUUUUCUUUUACUAGGGAGACUCGCUAAUGAAGUGUACAUGCAUGCUACAUCUGGAGGUGCUUAUUUAUACAUUUUGGCCACAAGCACAGAGUAGCUAAAGCAAAAGGGGAAAUAACUAAAUCUUCCCACAUGUUUGCAAUUGGAUGGGUGGGGGCAGCAAGGCUCUGGUUGCUGGAUGUGGCCCCUCCAUCAACUGGCUACCCACUCUGCAUUGGGAAGAAGAUCUGAGGAGUGGAUCCUGCUCUGUGCAGACAGGCUCCUCAUGCGAUUUAGAACCCUGUGCGGUUGGGGUACAGAGUCACACAGGGAACCUGUGCAUGUUGAUGGGGCUCCCAUCGUCAGAUCUUUCUCCCAAUGCAUGGAUGGGGGAGUGGUGCUGAUGGAGACCCAAAGGAGAGGUGAGGAGGUAAUCAUAAAAGGGAGAGCCCCUGUGAAGAAUGAAUGAAUGUGCAUUUUUGAGGCAAAAUUCAGGACUCUGAGAAUAUUGGCUUGUGUGUGUGUUUUACCAAAAAACCCCGAACAUGUUUCUGGACUUAAUGAUCACAAGAGAAGCUCUAAAAUGCAGACUGAAAUAUCUGUUGAAUUCUCAGAACUCCAAACAAGAAUUUCUGUGGUCUUUACUGCUCUGCCUAUCUCUCUCUUUUGCAUCUCCUCCUCUGAAUAGCAGAAAUAGAAUACUGUGGUACCUCUGUUUGCGAACGGGAUCCGUUCCAGAGGCCCAUUCGCAACGUGAAAAGAAUGCAACCCGCAGAGGCGCAUCUGCGCACACACAGGUUGCAAUUCGCCGCUUCUGCGCAUGUGCGUGAUGCCAUUUUGCUCAUCUGCGCCUGCACAAGCGGCGAAACCCAGAAGUAACCCUUUCUGGUACUUCUGGGUCGCCACGAGACAUAACCUGAAAGAACAUAACAUGAAGUGGACGUAACAUGAGGCAUGACUGUUUUUUUGUUUUUUUUCUAAAGCAAAUCCACGCACCAAGACUUGGAUCGUGGAGUCGCAUAGCUUGGAUUCCCCUUGUUCAAGAAGCUGGUUUUAAAAAGGGCCCAUUCACUUUCAAGGAGGGAUUGAGGAUGGGGGUCCCAGGAUGCCUUGAUUCCUCUGAUGGAACUUGCAUGCCUUUUGGUGUGAGAUUUGGCUUAGUUGCAGAGAAGUCAUUGUAAGCAGUAUGUUUUGAAUGCUUAGUAGCAGUCCUUUUAUUUUCAGCUUUUGACCAAUUUAGAAGUGCAUACAUGGCAGCAGCUACAAAAAGAAAGUUGUUGGGGGAGAGAGGAAAUGUCCCACAUUUGUUUUUGUCCCUUCGAUAUUACUCAUUAACCAUUAAAAUAUGUGUACAACAUGUGCAUUGACAAAUAUUUCAUUCAUUUCCUGAAUAUUUCGACAUUCACAAUUUCAGAUUUCUUUUUAAAAUAAUAAUAAUUAUUUAUUAAAUUUAUACACUGCCCUUCACCCGCAGAUAUCAGGGCAGUUCACAACAUAAAACAUAACAUUUCUUCACUCAUUCUGGAAUCACUUAGGUGUCAGAAGACAUACCAGUUUGUAUUUUUAAAAAAGAAUAAUUCAUCUUGAAAAGCGCGUGUUCUGUAAAAGUGCACAGAAUGUAGUAGAUCAGUACAGAAUACGGAUUGCUCCAAACGUCAGCUUUCAUAUUUGAAAGAGAAAGCAUCUAGUCUUCAGCAUUUGUGAAACGUAUGCUUGAAAGUGUGGGGGCAAUGCCUGCCGAAAAAUUCAAAAUUUAAGGUUGGUAUAAACUGUCUAAUGGUCAGAGAUGGGAUUUCAGUGCUCCAAAUGGCAAUGUAUAUCUCCCAAACCUGCAUCAUGACAAUUGGUUUGGUUGCAUGAUGUCCAACAUUAACAGAAAUAUAUAGCUGUGGAGUGGGAUUAUUCUGAUAGCUCAGCCCUAUCUAUUUUUCCUCUUACUGGAAUUUUGGAAAGCUUUGCUUCUGAUCCAUUUCUCCCCAAAGUUUGCUAGAAGUGCAAUUGCAGGCCUGUCUGUGCUAUUAAAAUGAAAUCUCCCCUUUAGUACAAUCAUGUGAUCGACAUACUGCUCUCUAUAAGAACUGGAAGAGUGUAAGCU